This is a messenger RNA of Schistosoma mattheei, 420 nucleotides long. NCBI's taxonomy places the organism in Eukaryota, Metazoa, Platyhelminthes, Trematoda, Strigeidida, Schistosomatidae. The record is from the annotation of a GenBank genome assembly.
AUGUCGAAUCCAUCAUCUUUAAUUCAAUCAACAAAAUUGAUCACAACACCAAAUAUGAAUUUGACUCGUAUUCAACAAAAUCAACAAAUUAGGAAUAAUUCACCACCACCAUUACCUCCUCCACCGAAACAUUUAAUAUAUAUGCUUGGAGGUGAUUCAUCAAUCUAUUCAACACCGCAUGGAUCACCACAACAGGCAAAUACACGUAAACAUAUGAUCUUAAAUAGCCCUAACAACAAUACUUCCAAUAAUAAUAAUAUUUCAGUAGACUAUUCACCAGAUUUAUUACAUGUAAGUAAUAUUUCAAAACAUGAAAGUUCAACAACUGGAAGUUUUCGACAAACUGAUUCAGGUGUUACAAAUAUGGGUGGUUCAUUAAUUGAUAGUGAACAAUAUGAACCAAAUACAAUCGUAACAUAA